This is a messenger RNA of Daphnia pulicaria, 1596 nucleotides long. RefSeq lists its product as uncharacterized. The record is from RefSeq and is a predicted model, not a curated record. NCBI's taxonomy places the organism in Eukaryota, Metazoa, Arthropoda, Branchiopoda, Diplostraca, Daphniidae. Gene Ontology annotation, biological process: regulation of DNA-templated transcription. Gene Ontology annotation, cellular component: nucleus. The coding region runs from base 277 to 1545 and encodes 422 amino acids. The transcript has 5 exons. Gene Ontology annotation, molecular function: ATP binding; RNA polymerase II cis-regulatory region sequence-specific DNA binding; DNA-binding transcription factor activity, RNA polymerase II-specific.
AAUGAUUGGUCAGCUUGUAACUAAGGGUCGAAUGGAAUAGAACUUUCGUUCGAGAUGAGGGCCUUUAAAAGGCAAGUAUUCCGAAGGACACUUGUCUCAGUUCAACUCAGCUGUCCGCUCGCUUGGCUGUUUAACUUUGGCACCUGAUCGAUCGGUUUUUUCAGUUAGUCUUCCAAAAAAAAAAAAAAGAUAUUUGUUCUUUUUCCAGCUAUAUCCAUUCUUGAAACUUAAGAAUUUUCGAUUUGAAAAAGAAAAAAGAAAAGAAAAGAAAAAGGAAUGGAGCUACUCCCCAAACGUCCGUCGCCCCUUCUCAACAUUCAAAACCCACCGAUUGUUAAUAAGUGUUCUCUCUCACCCGAAAAGUCACCUAAUCGUGCUCCGUGCAUCUCAUCUCAACAUUCGUCCAUCGGUUUGCCAGCACCCGACUCCUCCUUGGAAUCGUACUACAAUCUUUCCGGAUUUGGGCUAUCCAACAGCAUAGAGUUAGGAGAGCUUGUCGCCACUGGAAGUCCUUGUGUUCUCGUUUCGCCAUUGCCAAAACACUGGCGCUCCAACAAAACUCUGCCAAACACCUUUCGCGUAGUGGUUUUGGGCGGUGCUGAGGACGGAACGUUAGUCACCGUCCGGGCUGGCAACGACGAAAAUUGGAGCCCAGAAUUGCGCAACUCGGUGGCCCAAGUGAAAAAUAACGUGGCCAAGUUCAAUGAUCUUCGUUUCGUUGGUCGAUCUGGAAGAGGAAAGAGUUUUACAUUGACCAUCACCAUCUGCACGUCACCACCUGUAGUUACAACUUAUAACAAAGCGAUCAAAAUAUCAGUGGACGGACCCCGAGAGCCGCGAAGCAAAUCACGUCAACAAUUCAGGGGCCUCAUUUUGGGACCACACCAUCAUCCUUUUCUUUCAUCAACCUUGCCAGUUGCUCAAGAAUCUCAUUUUCUCGAAGGCCAAGAUUCGUUGGCUUCAAGGAUAUCUACUUCUUAUCAAGGUUACUCUUCAAAUUACAACACGGGAAUCAGUUUAUGUAACAAGGAAUCCAGAACAUGGCCUUCUAAUUGCAUGUCUUCUCAUCAUCCGAAACUAGCUUUCAACCCCCCUUCGACCGGUACGUCAGCAGUUCAGGAAUCCAUUCAUUACAACGGUUAUCCUUCCUAUAUAUCAGCAGAAAAAUUUGGAAAAACUGAUAGUCGGAUGCCUUCAAUCAGUUCCUUGGUCUCAAUCACUGACACACCCAUGAUGGAACCUCUAGGCUCACUUGUGUUUUCUGAUCGUCCACCAAUCCAUGUUCAGAAACUUUUGCCGAGUUCUGAAAAUAUUGUUACAAACUCCAACAACAUUUUCCUUAGUAUUAACACUGUUCCAUUUCCUGACACCUUUCUCUACCCCCAUUUUUCAAAUAAAAAUAGUACCUUUGAUUCUGUUAACAGGUCUAGUAGCAGUAGUAGCGCUUCAAAAUUAAAUUUUCCUAUUGGUACAUCUUCCAAUUUAACGAAACCUAUGUUAAGUACACAAAAAAACCAUUCCGCUUCGGUUUGGCGUCCAUAUUGAGCACAAUGUUCUUUUGACUUUUUUAUAAAUAUAAUUGGUGUAUAAUACGAA